UUAAUAUAAUCGAUUAUCGAUAGUCGGCUGUAAUGUCAAAAUAAAAAGUGUAAAUAAUCUGAAUUAAAUAAUACAAAUAUCCAGAAUAUAUAGUUUUACAACAUGUCCCACACGGAACACAAUGAGAUUAAAAUAAUGGCGAAAGCUAUUGUUUGUGAGGACUGUAGCUUGAUUGGUGACAUCACCAUUUCACCUGGAUGUGUAAUACACCCCAGUGCUACUAUAAUUGCUGAAGCUGGACCUAUUGUGUUAGGUGAAAACUGCAUAGUGGAAGAGUACUCCACAAUUGCAUUCCAUCUGCCGACAGAUAACAAAAUUGACCCAGCAGUUGAAGUGCGAACUUUAAACAUUGGAGCAAAUAAUGUUUUUGAAGUGGGUAGCAGAGUGGAAGCAUGUCACAUUGGAGAAAAGAAUGUGUUUGAGAGCAAGUGCUACGUGGGGCCUUGCGUCUUCGUUUCCAGCGGCUGCAUUAUUGGUGCUGGUGUGAGAUUAGUUUCGGAGCAGAAACUUCCUGAAAAUACUGUGAUUUACGGCCGAAAUUGCUUACAGAGAGAGGCAAUCGAUAAACAUGGGUCACAAACCCUCCAGAUUGAUUUUCUAAGAAAAGUACUACCUAACUAUCAUCAUCUUCGGAAACCAAAUUAUGAUCCGAAAAAAAUGCGCAUUGCUACUUAAUUAAAUUAUUUAUUUAAAUUUAUUAUAAACAAGCUUAUACACAUAAAUAAAAACCAAAUAUGUAUUAUA
Messenger RNA from Bactrocera neohumeralis, 744 nucleotides. It is a transcript of the gene DCTN6-p27, whose product is annotated as dynactin subunit 6. Gene Ontology annotation, biological process: mitotic spindle organization. The record is from RefSeq and is a predicted model, not a curated record. The transcript is spliced from 3 exons. Gene Ontology annotation, cellular component: dynactin complex. Bases 103 to 675 code for a protein of 190 amino acids. NCBI's taxonomy places the organism in Eukaryota, Metazoa, Arthropoda, Insecta, Diptera, Tephritidae. Gene Ontology annotation, molecular function: dynein complex binding.